AUGAAAUCAAAUUUAAAUUGGUCUAAGACAGAAGAGAAAUUAUUAGACAGUAUAAAUACGAGAAGAUUUAAAGCAAAUACUGUUUAUCCACCUAUCGAAUCUAAUAAAAUCAAUAAUAAUAAUAAGUCAUCGAUUGAACUGACUCCAAAUACAUUUAAUUCAGUAAAAGAUUUACAGAGUAAAUUAUACAGUUCAACAUGUUCAAUAACUUCAUUAUUUUCUCAAAUGGACAAUGAAUUUAUAAUUCUUAGUCAGUUAUGUACAAUAAUGAUUGGUCUUUCUAAACAAUCCUCAUUGGAUAAUGGUUUAACUCGCGAUUAUAAUGGAAUUCUUGGUGAUAAUUAUGAAGACGGGGAUGAUAAGAAUUUAUUGGAACAAACUAUUCAGGAACUACUCACUGAAGUGAAUCUAUUCUACACAACAAUUUUAGCUAAUUCUAGAAUAUUAUUUAGCAAUUCAAUAAAUAAAUCUCCUGAAAUAAUUCGUAAGAUAUCCUCUCCUGUGGAAGAAGUAGAGACUAAAGCAAUUCCUAAACUGAGCACACCUGUCCCAUUACUUUUCCUCCUAUACCUCCUUCUUCUCAAUCCCAUUUGGAUAAUCAAAAUUCUUAUCGAAAUCACAUGA
Molecule: messenger RNA, 624 nt
Organism: Trichobilharzia regenti
Lineage: Eukaryota; Metazoa; Platyhelminthes; Trematoda; Strigeidida; Schistosomatidae
Source: the annotation of a GenBank genome assembly